Molecule: messenger RNA, 778 nt
Organism: Salvia hispanica
Lineage: Eukaryota; Viridiplantae; Streptophyta; Magnoliopsida; Lamiales; Lamiaceae
Source: RefSeq, a predicted model, not a curated record
UCUUUUGUAGAGAGUGAAUAAAUAUCGCAAAAUACACAAAAAUUGAUGCUCAAAGAAAAUGGGGAAAAAUCAAGCCUACAAAGCUAUGCAGAGAGGCCGGCUUGGCUCGACCUCAGCCGGGCCUGAAGAGGCUGAGGAUGGCUUGGUUGAUAGUUCAUUUCAUUCACCAGAGUGGCAUGCUGCUCGAUUGGCAAGUCUCAAAACUUCGCAUACAGUUACAUGGGAGGAGUAUAAAAAGAAACAGAAGGAAGAAGCGUUGAAAAAAGGAGAAUUGGAAGCAGAUAAAGACAGGAUGAUGAUUGAGUAUAGAGCUCAGCUGGAUGCUGAACGGGCACGUAAACUUGCUCGCGGGAGUAACUACUCAAGCAGCAAAGGAAGCCACAAAAAGGAUAAAAAGGAGAGAGAUUCGAGAAAGCAUAGCAGCAAGAAGCGGAAGCAUUCACGGAGAUCGUCAGAUUCUAGUUCAAGUUCAUCGGAAACAUCAAGCACUGACGAUGACGAGAGAGAAGCAAAAAGAUCGAGGAGAAGGAAGAAGGAGAAAAGGAAAAGCUCAAGAUCAAGAUCAAAGCACUCGAGCAAAGCAGAUAAAGAGGCUGAUGGCCCCUUGCCCCUUUCUAGAUUUUUUGGAAGCCUGAAAGGCUGAUAUAUUUGGUCAAGAUAUACUAUAUUUGUUUUAUCACUCUUAACACAAGAUUCCUUCAUCCCAUUUCCCUAUGUGAAGUACAUGUCUUGAAUGAUGUUGCAAAAUGUCUCUGCAUAUGACUCUCCCAUUUACUUA